GUGGGCUGGGCGAUGCAUGAGAUCGGUUGCUGGGAAUGGGCAAAGGCCCCCCCGAAGGGCCCGGCGCAGCGACCCCAGAAUUUGCGUCAGAGUUUGCAGGGCAUAUGGGUGCAGGAGGGGAAUCCGUGCCGUGAGGAGGGGGGCCUGCGGCCGAGAUCGGGGCCUGGCAUCUGGAAGAAGGGGCUCAGGAAACGUUUGUUGAGUGAAUGAAAAUAAUUCUUGAAAGUGGGGCAAGGAAUCCGUGAGAAUAAAGUAAUGGCGCGGGCGGGGAGAGGCGGCAAGAGAGUGUUCUGAUUUCAAAGGGGAGCAAAGGAUCCAUGGAAGGCAACGAAACGCCCACUGUCCACCCCUGUGCCUCUGAUUCUGCCACAGGGGGUGAGAUCAGAGCCCCUCCAGGCACUGAGCUUGUCCCCAGGAGAGCUGUCAGUCGCUCUCCAACCUGUGCCCGCUGCCGAAACCACGGCGUCACUGCCCACCUCAAGGGCCACAAGCGCCUGUGCCUCUUUCAGGCUUGCGAGUGUCACAAAUGUGUCCUCAUCUUGGAGCGCCGGAGGGUCAUGGCUGCCCAGGUGGCCUUGCGUAGGCAACAGGAGGCACAGCUAAAGAGGCAUCUGGCUCAGGGACUGCUGAGGAGAGGGGCGGCUCCUCCCAAAGCUCCUAGCCAUGCCAAGAAGGGAGCCACUCAACCAGGGGUCCCCCCUGGAAAGGAGAACAUAGCACCCCAGCCUCAGACACCCCAUGGGGCAGUCCCACUGGCACUGACACCCCCUGGGAAGGAUAACUCCCGGGGGCCUCGGCUGCUCAGCCGUCCCCCGGAAGCCUUGCCUUUGUCCUGGACUCCAGUGCCUCCAGGCGCUUGGGCUCCUGGACACUGGCUGCCUCCAGGCUUUUCCGUGCCACCUCCUGUGGUAUGCCACUUGCUAUGUCAAGAACCUACAGUCCCUCUGCAUCCCUCUCCUGGCUUUGACCCUGGCACUUCCCUCCGGCUGCCCACUCACGGGCCCCUCCCAACCUGCCCAGGAUCUCGUCCGAUACUGAUGGCUCCUCUUUCUGGAGAAUCCCAAGGGCCCUCUGCCCUGCCCCGCGCAUGCUCAACUCUGAUACUCCAGCCCUGUGGCACCCCAGACCCUCUUCUGCUACAGCCACAGGCCCCCGGAGCUUCUCGCCUGGCCUGGACCUCUGCCCCCUCAGAGCGGCAGCUGCAGCGGGAGGCAGCUGAGGCUCUUGUGGAUCUGAAAGGUUCUUCCCAGGCUCCCCGCCUGACCUCUUCUGUGCCCCCCAACCCUGCCUGGAUCUCCCUGCUCCACCCCUGUGGCCCACCAGCUCCCGCUGGAGGAAGAGGAUUCCAGCCUGUUGGCCCCUCUCUCCGACCCAGCCCAGCCCCCUCUGUGGCUCUGCAUAUUGGGCGUCUGGGCUCUAUCUCCCUCCUAAGCUAGAAGCCCAGAGGUGGAGGCCUUGCUGGGGCAAGAAGCAACAGCCUGUGGGCACUGCAUAUUUGGUAUUUUACUUCUGGAUUUAUGCAUGGAAUUUAAUGUAGUACAAGCUUCUGGCUUUUCUUUUUUCUUCUUCUUCUUUUUUUUAAGCUUCCAGGUGCUUCGUUAGCUUUUGGUUCCUUUUGUAGGGUGGGCAUUUCCUUGAAUGAAAGUGGUAUUGUCUUACUCACUUGGGUCCUGGCACCUUUUUACAAUCCCCAGCAAAGUGACAAUGGUGUAGUUUAAGCUAACCAGUAUCUAAAUAGGUUUUUGCAUGAGUUCACGGUCCAGAAUAUUUAUUUGACAUAUGAUCCUGUACAUAGCUGUGCGCUCAUGUCUGUCUCCAUGCAUGCAAAAAUAGGAGAGUAUUUUCAUUUUGUGUCUACCUUUGGGUGAGUGGGAAAUAAACCUCUGUUGUUUUAAGCCACUGAGAUUUGGGGAUUGUUUGUUGCUGCAGCCUAACCUAGUCUACCCUGACACAAAGGACUUGUUCAAUUCACUUUCUGGUAACUACCACAAAUAAAUACAAACUUGGAUUUCUUAGAGCCAGUUAAGAAAGGUUGGUAGAGGAAGAUAGUGGGAGAUCCACUGAUUCAAUAGUGAAGUGCCUGCGUGCCAGGCCUAGACCAUUUCCAGCUGUCAGAGGGCUACAGAUCAAAACGCAUACAGGGCCAAGCACAUCAUAUAAAUGAGUAAAGAAAGCUGGAUGAGCCCUA
Molecule: messenger RNA, 2188 nt
Organism: Zalophus californianus (California sea lion)
Lineage: Eukaryota; Metazoa; Chordata; Mammalia; Carnivora; Otariidae
Gene: DMRTC2
Product: DMRT like family C2
Exons: 9
Coding region: 318-1436 (372 amino acids)
Biological process (GO): regulation of DNA-templated transcription
Cellular component (GO): nucleus
Molecular function (GO): sequence-specific DNA binding
Source: RefSeq, a predicted model, not a curated record